AAUGGGGCAGGCCUGGACCAGUCGCCUCCUCUCCCAUUAGAUCUCAAGCCCCUCGGGCCAGGCACUGGCGGCCGUAGUAGGCGCCUAAUCAGUGCUUGUGGACUUGACCCCGAGGCCCCGUCCAGCUCUAAAGCUGUGCCUCGAUGUCACCCAACCUUUAGUGUGCCUUUAGUAAAAUGGGAAUAUUCAUAACUAGACUCCAGUGAGAUCAUGUCUGCCCUGGAUGUUAUAGACGAAAAUUUGUAUUUCCUGAAGCCACAUGCCAGUUUAUGUGAUUGAAGCUGCUUUAUAAAAUAGUUGGGAGAAAACAAACGGAAACCGACAACGACAAAGAGCAGGAAGUGCUUUUGUGACCAUGGAUGACAAGAGACGAAGAGUCCGUGUGCAGGGUGGCUGGGCAGGCCAUGCCAAGAGUCAGGCUGCUGCGAAGCCAGCUCUCAGUGCCAAAGGCCAUGCCCCCCAAGGUCUUGCACAGACCUGGAUGAAAAGGGAGUCACUUCCACCUGAAAGACAGUUUGUAUAUAAAGAACCAAAGGCAGAGGUUUUCCGUCGGAUCCCAGACCCACAAAUGAUUGACAAAGAAGGUGUCUACGAAAUCAGUGCAUCACCCACAGGCAUUUCUCGGAUACGCUUGUUUCCCAAUUUUGUUGAAUCAGAAGAAGCAGAUUGGAUAUUUGAACAACUGUGCCAAGAUGUUCCGUGGAAGCAGAGGACUGGUAUUCGAGAGGGUAUAAGUUAUCUGCAGCCAAGAUUGACAGCAUGGUACGGAGAACUCCCUUACACUUAUUCCAGAAUUACAAUGGAGCCAAAUCCUGAAUGGCAUCCUGUGCUCAGCAUGCUUAAGAACCGCAUCGAAAAGAACACCGGCCACACCUUCAACUCGUUACUCUGCAACCUUUAUCGAAACGACAAGGACGGCGUCGACUGGCACAGCGAUGACGAGCCCUCGCUGGGGACGUGCCCCAUCAUCGCCUCCCUCAGCUUGGGGGCCACACGCAUCUUUGAAAUGAGGAAGAAGCCCCCCCCAGAAGAGAAUGGGGACUAUACAUAUGUGGAAAAAGUAAAGAUACCCUUAGAUCAUGGCGCCUUGUUGAUGAUGGAGGGAGCGACACAAGCUGAUUGGCAGCACCGGGUGCCCAAGGAAUACCAUUCUAAGGAAGCAAGAGUGAACCUGACCUUUCGAACUGUUUUCUCUGAGCCCAGUGGGAUGGAUUCAACAGUGACCUAAGAGCCUUCUGAGAGAAGCUGCCUUUGGAAUGAGUCCACCUUUUGAUAUCAAGUAUUCCAAGGUGGAUGUGGGCAUGGACAUUCAGGUCUCCUAGCAAUACAGCUCCACAGGAGAUGGGAGUCUAAUUGGUACCUUAGCAGAGGGUUCUGUGAAAUGGCAGCAAGCAGUUCAUGUUUGAAAUAUGUUUCUUGUGGGAAUAGUAAUCUCUAAACAGGUCUCAGACUUGUGGAUUUGCUGUGUUCAAAUUAAAAUCUAUUAUGGUUGUACUCACA
This is a messenger RNA of Vombatus ursinus (common wombat), 1500 nucleotides long. RefSeq names its product alkB homolog 3, alpha-ketoglutaratedependent dioxygenase (gene ALKBH3). The record is from RefSeq and is a predicted model, not a curated record. NCBI's taxonomy places the organism in Eukaryota, Metazoa, Chordata, Mammalia, Diprotodontia, Vombatidae. Bases 356 to 1228 code for a protein of 290 amino acids. Gene Ontology annotation, biological process: DNA repair; DNA alkylation repair. The transcript has 11 exons. Gene Ontology annotation, molecular function: dioxygenase activity. Gene Ontology annotation, cellular component: nucleus.